GUAGAGGAAGAAAAAAAAGAGAAAGAGACAAAAAAAGAAACUGGAGAGUGGCAACAAAGUAGUAUAACAUAAAUAAAUAACAAUUUGAGAGCGGGAAAAGACGUUAAGUGAUUUCAAAAGCAAAACUCCGCGAAGCAUAAGUGGCAGGCGCAGGAGGUUGUUUUCGUUUGCGUUUGUGGCGGCGGCCUUCUGUCCGCCCACCAGGCACCGGGCCAACUAUUUCCACUCGACCCACGCUUAAGGAUCCUAUCAUAUGGAGAAGAAGACCAAGGACACUCUGAGAAGAUACAAGAAGUCCUCUCGCCACAAUGCCACGCACACGAGCAGCGAGAGCAGCAGCACCGAAUCGGAGAGCGGCAGCAGUUCGUUCAGCAGCACCGACAGCGAGACGGGGCAUGCGGACAGCCAUGGGCAUCCGCACGGCCAUCAUCCGCGCACCGCGGAGCGUCACCAUCGCAAGAAGAAGAGCAGCAGGCGGGCGGCCAGCUCGUCGGGCGAUGAGCAGCACCAGCGCCGGAAGCGGGACAAGCGCGAUCAUGUCCAGAAGAAGCUGGUGGCCAAGCGGAAUCACAUCAAGCGAAAGUUGAAGGAGGCGCGACUCAAGAAGCGUGCCGCCGCCGCCUUGAGCGGGCAUGUUCAUCGCUCGCUGUCGCCGGCCACGCGCUCCAAGCUCAAGAAACUGGCGGAACGGAAGCGGUUGCGUGCCGCCAGCAAGGAGCAGCGGGAACGCGAGAAACUGCGAGCCGUGCAGCGGGAUCGGGAGCGGGAUCAUCAUCGCUUGGGCAGCAGUCGAUCGCCACCGAGUUCUUCCACCACGACCACCACCAAGAUUCGCAUCCAUCAGGAUGUGGUGGGCAGCAAGCGUCAGAAGAGCCCUGGCCUGGGGCCCAAUGGUACGGGCGGCGGUGGCGGUCAUCCCGGACCCGGUUCGUCGCGCAUGCACCACCAGCUGAUGUCGCGCGAGAAGAUCAUCAUUCAGACGCGUGCCCGCGGACGCACUGCCUCCCUGGAGCGGGAGAGGGAACGCGAGCGUGACAGAGAGCGGGAGCGCGAGAGAGAGCGCCAUGAUCUGUCGCUGCGCGAAAGGGAUCGUCGGGAUCGGGACAGGGAGCGAGAGCGAGCCGAGCGAGAGGCGGCACGGGAUAAAGAGCGCGCCGAGGCGCUGGCCCGUUGCCAGGAGCGACAGCGGGAGCGGGAGCGACUAGCACGCGAGAAACUGCGCCGCCAGGAGGAGGAUGACGGCAAGCGGGGCGGCGGUGGGGGUGGUAUUGGUGGACGCGACCUGGAUCUGCCGCCAUAUGCCAGCCGUGAACGUUCCCUGGACGCUGUGGAGCGCGAGCGUGGUGGUGGUCGCCAUAUCCGGGACAAGCGGGAACUGGAUCCGUACGAGCGCGAACAGGAGUACAUGGAGGAGCGGCAUGGCCAUGGCCUGAUCGAUGAGAUGCGUCGCUAUCGUCGCCGCGAGCUGAGUCCCCUGGCCGAGCACUAUGUGCCCCGCCUGCGUGAUCCACGCGAUCUCUACUCCGAGGAGGAGCGCGAAAGGGCCUACAAGCGGGCAUUCAUGGAUGCGCGCUUCUCGUCGCGCGAACGCGAGGCCUGGAUCGAGGCCCGAGAGCUGCGGGAGCGCGAACUCCAGGGACGCGACUACCGGGAGCUGGUGGAGCCCGAGGAGGUCCUCUAUCCGGACGAGCGGGAGCGUGUGAUCCGCGAUCGUGAGCGUGAACGCGAGCGGGAGCGGAAUAUCGACAGAGAGCGCAAUCUGGGGCCACGCGGGGAGUACCGGCCGGAGUGGGAGCGCGACUGGGAUGAUGACGGCAACAGUGCCGGGGGCGGCGGUGGUGGCGGUGGCAGUGGCACUCCCGGCCGUCCCACCGGCUUUGUGGGCGGCCCCAAGCGCGGCAAGCCGCUGCCACAUCCAGGCGCUGGCCCACAGCAGGCGGCCCAGCAGCAUCAUUCCGCCUCCGAGCCCGACUGGGAUGCGGAUGAGCGGGAGCGCGAGCGGGAACGAGACCGUGAGAGAGAGCGCGAACGCGAGCGGGAACGUGAACGGGAUCCCCGGGAUGACAGACCCGACAAUGGCAGCGGUGGAGCAGGUGGCGGCGGCGGCGGUGUGGUCAUCAUCAAGAACGAACCCGCCUGGCUGGAGCACGAUCAGCGGGAGAAGCCACGCUCCUGGCAGCAGCAGCAGUCCAACUCUGGCGGGGAUUGGCGCGACAACGAUGAGCCUUUCGGACGUAGCGGCGGUGGUGGCGGCUCCAACGAUGCUCCACCGCCACCCAACCAUCCGCAUCCCCCGUCGCCCCACCAUCAUGUGCAUCCGCGUGGCGAACGCGGCUCCGGGCGGGGCUUCCGACGCGGUGGCCAUGGCCAUGGCGAUCAUGGAGAGUCCCGUGGUGGUCCCGGCUACAGGUCGCAUCCCCCACCGCUGAUGACGCUGCCUGUGCAGCCACCGGGCGGCUAUCAUGGCGGUGGUGGCGGCGGCUCGCGGGGAUUUCCCCACAAGCGGAUGCAAUAUGGCGGCGGCGGUGGACCCGGCUGUGAUCGAGGCGCCCCGCCCGGCUCUUCAUCGUUUCUCAAGAAACACAUCCAUGUGCCGCUCGUGUCGCCCACACACCCCACACCGCUGCUGCAGUGCCAGCUGUCGGGGCCGGGGGGCAAGCCGCAGCCCGGCAAUGCUGCUGCCGCACAGGCCAGCGCUGUGGCAGCCGCCACAACAGCGGUGGCAGCGGCCAAGGCGGCUGCCCAGAGUGCCGCCAAUGCCACCACCAAUCCGGGCAUACUGGGCCAAGUGAGCGGCAAGCCGACGACCCACGUUAAGCUGGAGGAUGCCUCCGAGGACUCGGUGAUGAGCACCCCGAGCCUGGGUACCCAGGACUCAGAGUCGCCCAACGGUUCGGCAAACGGCAACGAGCUGGUGGGCUGCAGCAUCAUCAAGCAGGAGCCACGGCCGCCCACACGAGAGCCAGAGGCGGAGGAGCUGAGCGAGAUCAGCGACAGCGAUGAUGACAUACUCAACACAACGGAGAUCAUCCUGGGCAGCCAGCCCACAGCGGGCGCAGCUGCUGUGCGGCCUAAGGACGAGCUGCAGCUGGAUGGGGAUCCAUUGGCCGGCACACAGGAGCUCUCCACGGACACACUCUCGCCAAGCACAGCGGAGGAGGUGAAGAGCGAGAGUCCAUCUUCAACUGCGACGACAACGGGUACCGGCAUAGGAGGACUGAAUGGGGGCAAUAUCAAGGUGGAGGAGGUCGACGAGGUGCUGGACUUUGAGGAGAUAUCCGACGGUGAGCUGGAGGAGGAUGCACGUCACAAAGGCAUUGGCGAUGCCUUAGGCGUGGACUGGCAGGGCCUGAUUGCCGAGACCAGGCAGCAGGCCGAGCAAUCGGCACAGCAGCAGGGCGUGGACCGUGGCACCUCGGCCAAGCAGCGUUGGCAGCCGCAUCGGCUGAUACUCGACAUGGGCAUAUCGUUUGGCAUGGCCGGCGAGCAAUACGCCCGUCAUGUUAUGGAGGAAGCCCGACAGCAGCUCAUUCAGGAGAAGGAACAGCUGAGGUUGGCCGAGGAGCAGGCCUUGCUGCAGCAACAGCUGGCGGAGGAGCAGGCCGCCGAUCCGGAGGAUCUGCCCAUCAAAAAGGAGGAGCCUUCACUUAAGCGUGCCUCACCGCUGCACGACUAUCGCGACAUUCUGGCCACGGAUCAACUUGCGCCUAUGGCCUGCGUACAGCAGGGCCUACGCGGCCUUGCCGCCGAGCGUCAGCGCCUAAUGGGCAAUGUCUGCGGACCGGGGAGUCGAGCGCUCUGUGCUCGCCAGGACCUUCGCCUGCGACGGCAGCUGUGUGGCCUGCCUGCACGUGAAUGCGAAUUCCCGCGCAACAUGCCCGUGGUGGGUGAGGGGCUGCGGCAUCUGGCCAUGCAAAUGUUCCAGCGCAGCCUCGACGUCAAAUGAGAUCCGAUGCACAGGGAGUGUCGUCGCGCCAGGCCACAGGCCGCACCCACCUACCGACUGGAUGUGAAAAUCUAUGCGGGUGGCCAGCGCGAGCAGCAGCAGCUACUGCACCGGAAACGCAAGUGGAAGUGGACGAGGCAAGACAGAGAUUGAACUAGAAUUAAACGAAAGGAAAGCUUACGAAAUGGUUCCAAAUCACCGAACCGAAUUGAACCGAACCGAACCGAACCAUAUUCUAUUAUUCUAUUUUAGUUGUUAAUAAACAUUUUAUCUUGAUCCACUUGUAUUCCUAUUUCUAAUAGUUCUCUCCAAUUUGUGGCUACAAUAUUCCAUGUGUGAUUAUACAAUGAAUAAAACUAUA
Molecule: messenger RNA, 4307 nt
Organism: Drosophila obscura
Lineage: Eukaryota; Metazoa; Arthropoda; Insecta; Diptera; Drosophilidae
Gene: Flacc
Product: fl(2)d-associated complex component
Exons: 3
Coding region: 254-3946 (1230 amino acids)
Cellular component (GO): RNA N6-methyladenosine methyltransferase complex
Source: RefSeq, a predicted model, not a curated record